Gigantopelta aegis is the source of this 1801-nucleotide messenger RNA. RefSeq lists its product as uncharacterized. The record is from RefSeq and is a predicted model, not a curated record. NCBI's taxonomy places the organism in Eukaryota, Metazoa, Mollusca, Gastropoda, Neomphalida, Peltospiridae. Bases 1 to 855 code for a protein of 284 amino acids. The transcript has 3 exons.
AUGGAAGGUACGGAACUGGUUGAUAUUCCUAUACAAGAGGUUACCAUCGAUGACACGUUCAAACAGAUUGAGAAAAUUAUCGAGAAAACUGGUCUAAUAUGGAAUGGAAUUAUUUUCAACAAAAACAACUCAGACGAGGAUGUGAUGAAAAGAAUUCUCUUCCCUGUUGAUGAACAGUCAGAACAGUACAGAACACUUCUCUUGCCAAAUAUGGAGUAUAACCCACAGAAGAUGAACCGGAAGCGGUUUAAUAUUAACGAAUCUGGAAUUCUGGUCAACAAACUUUCAGAAGUAAAACAUACUGACCUAAUUUCCGGUCUGCAGUGUUUCACUGGAGUCACAGCCAGGACGCAUGUCCCAACGUCUGGAUGUGCGUUCUGGGAGACGGAAGUCGACUGCAUGGUGUGUGAAUCGGCUAAAUUACAUAAACUGAUAGCAGACGUUGGUGUUUGUCUAGACGAGCACUGUGACGAUACAACAGGGAUUCUUAAUAACAAACAUGCGUGGGGUGUUGCUGUGGCCAGCUGUAAAACUCACAACAGUAUCUGUUUAUUUCCUUUUUUCAGUGGAAAGUCUCUGCGCUGUAUUCCUGUGACAGAUUUCAAAACUAACUCACGACUCAAGGUCACACUCGGGCUGUUGAUAGACACCAACAACGCCACUCUCCACAUUAUCCGCGUUGACGACAACACAGUUGUACACUCCAUCCCAAACAUCGACGUGUCGCGACCGCUGAUGCCGAUGUUUGGUGUUCACUCUCCUGGACAUUUCGAUGUUAAAGUGAGAGUAUCGUCUGACACGGAUCUCUCAGUGAAUCGUGAACUGUUGGUCCUGCUCUCGAGUUUAGUGAAAUAAAUCAUAAUGGGAGAGUCGUGAGACCUGAGUCAAUACAAUUCAAACCUGUGGAACCCGGUGCAGACUCCAACCCAGGGCGAGUUUAUAUGACCCAAUGGGGAGGUGUGAAUUCCCGCUCACUAACCAGAAACAACUAACCACUGACCGCUGGCUCGGAUAGCCAUACCAAAUGGCUGAGGUGUAGGCCCAGGGCGGCGUGCUUGGGAAUAAGGAUGAAAACCAAGUUAAAAUGAACUUGACUAGCGCUGUAGUGUCACUAUAACGAAUAUAUAAUUUUUACUGAAUCUGAUACAAGAAAAUGGAGAAUAACACAUUGAAAAUUAUUUAUCUUACGAAACUUAUCUAACAAGCAAAAGAUACUUUUGGAAGUCACAAGCUGCAAGAUAAAUUGUCUCGACGGGCACAAGUGUAUUAUUCUAUUUCUUACAUUCCUUUAAAAAGUAUUUCUUAAUAUUGUUUAACGGGGAAACACUAAUUUGAAAGCCACAACGGGGCAGGUGUGUAACAAAUAAGAGAUUAUACCAACACUAAUUGAAAAGGGAGACUACUACCAAAAGCCUCAUCCAUAGUGUAGUUAACUGUGUUACUGACAUUGAAUCCCACAUUAAUGACAUUGAAUCCCAUUGAAUCCCACAUUAAUGACAUUGAAUCCCACAUUAAUGACAUUGAAUUCCACAUUAAUGACAAUGAAUUCCAAAUUACAUAUUUGUACUUUAUACAGACAUUAUGACGUUGAAGGUGACUGACAUUUGGUAUAAAAUACCAAGUGAGACCUUUUUUCUUUGUCUAUUCUAUAUGUAUAUUAUUUAUAUAUAAUAUGUAUGUUAUUUUGAUAGUGAAAUAUCUCUUGUACCAAUUUUGAAUAGCCCUCUAGAGAUAAAUAUGCAGGAAAGCGACGGACAUAGAGCAUUGUGAUUUUUAUAAAAAGAAAGAAAUAAAUGUUUUA